Messenger RNA from Dendronephthya gigantea, 859 nucleotides. Its product is annotated as cyclin-Q-like. Bases 10 to 720 code for a protein of 236 amino acids. Gene Ontology annotation, cellular component: nucleus. Lineage: Eukaryota; Metazoa; Cnidaria; Anthozoa; Malacalcyonacea; Nephtheidae. The transcript has 5 exons. Gene Ontology annotation, biological process: regulation of transcription by RNA polymerase II. The record is from RefSeq and is a predicted model, not a curated record. Gene Ontology annotation, molecular function: cyclin-dependent protein serine/threonine kinase regulator activity.
AUCUAUGGAAUGGAUUCCACGAGAGUGGAGUACUUGAAAAAGCAUUUUACAAUAACACUUUUUAUCAAAGAAACAGGUCAUCGCUUGAAUUUGCCUGAUGUGACAAUUGCUUCAGCUUGCAUUCUAUAUCACAGAUUCAUCCUGGCAGUUGAUCCAAAUGAUUUUGAUUUAAAUGUGGUAGGAUGUACGGUUCUUUAUCUUGCUGGAAAAGCAGAGGAAAGUCCUUGCAAGUUGAGGGAUCUUAUAAAUAUUUCUCAUAGUAUCCUUAACAAGCACAAACCUCCAAUUGAAGUUGCCAAGAAAUAUUGGGAGCUGCGAGACAGCAUUGUUAAAUGUGAACUUCUGUGUUUACGAGUUCUGAAAUUUCAAGUGACUGUGGAUAAUCCACAUAAAUACAUGUUGCACUAUUUAAAAAGCCUUGAGGACUGGUGUAAUGAGGAAACAUGGAAUGUCUCCCAAUUACCACAAACGAGCUGGGCCAUUCUCAAUGACACGUUUCAUACAACACUUUGCUUGGAUGAAACUGCAUCAAGAAUUGGGGUUGCUGUUCUCUACUUCACCGUAUCAUGCACUGGAAUAAAGAUACCAUGCGAAACUGCACAAAAACAGUGGUGGAAGAUAUUCUGUCCGGAUUUAACAGAAGAAGACUUGCAAAAAAUUGUCAGCAGAAUCAUGGACUUUUAUGACUUUGAAACUAACAAAAUGCUACAUGUACCGUAAAAGGAUAGACCUUACAUGUUUUACCAAAUGGCCUGGUUUUUCUGUAACAUUAAAACAAGACCAUUGGUGAAAAGUGAAUAUUUGAUGGCGUCCAUUCACAAUCGAAAUUUUAGUCUGUACUGUAAAAUAUGCAAACAAA